CAAGGAUUGAGUAAAUAAUAGAUAGAAAAAUUCAUGGUGCAAAACCGGGAGCAUAUACUUUUUGUAUAAGGCCUACCGCAUAUGAAAUGCAUAAAUCCGAUGGGCCAAUGAGCAUCCAGCACAAAGUCGCCAUAUUGAUUUACAUAAGAUUCUUAUUGGUCUAGUGAUCUUAUACCAGAGAGAAACCAUUGAACAGACUGUAGCAUUAAUGCCUUCUGCUGCGCGGCAAGCUUUGAUUUACAGAGUUUUGCUUUGCUUAUAAAGCAAAUCACCUAGGUGACAAGUAAACAAGAAGCUUGUAAUCGUCGAUAAGUAUCUUAUUCUGUUGAAUAUCCUUUCGAGUAUUCGAGUAUGUAUAUACGUUAUUCAUUUUCGAUAAUCUCGAUAUGUCCGAAGACAUCGCAGAAAACCUUCUUGUGCAAUAUUAUGGAUUUUCCGAGGGAUCAAAAGUCGAAAAAUUUCCAUCGAUCCACGAUUGCGCGGUCAGCGUGGAGAACGACUCAGACAAAUUAAUCGGCGAGCAAUCAACCGUGGACACGAACAACGAUGACAUAUCCAGGGAGACGGAAGUGCAGGAAAAUGAUACUGAAAAUAAAGAAGAGCAUUCCGAGAUUAGCACACCGGCGAGAUCUUCGCGAACGUUAAAGUGGGAAGCGCUCGAAGAUAAUGAAGAAACGUCGUCCGAAUUCGAUAUUAUUUUCGAAGCAAAUACAGCAGGCAAUUUGUAUGAAAAUACGUGUGCCUCCUCCGGCAAAGAGACGUGCGAUCUUGUUACAUACAGCAAAACUGCCUCUACCACUUUAGGUCUGGAAGACAAUGAAGGGAACGAUUCGUAUCUCUCACUCAGCGAAGAUGUAUUGCCAGACAGUGCUUCAGAUGUUUCUUCAAUAACAGGAAAGAAGAAAACUAAGGAAUCUACGGUUACAUUUGUUCCACCUUCAACGCCACCGCCAAAUAGAAUUCCUGUAUACAACGAGACCUUUGUAGAUUUAACGAACACUGGCCUUACAUCGCUUCCUAUUGAAACGAUUGAGAAAUAUCCUGCGAUACAAAUGCUGUACUUAGAAGAUAACCAUCUCUCUGAGCUUCCCGAAAAGCUUUUUGUUUCCCUGCAACAUUUACAGUGGUUAGACGUUCGAAAUAAUCUAUUGACAAGCCUUCCUACGAGCAUUAAAUUGCAUCCUUCGCUGGAGACCAUUUUAUUGCAAAGAAAUAAAAUUGAAAAAUUGCCAUUAGAACUUUGCCUGGUGCCAAAACUUAAAACUCUUAAUGUGGCACAUAAUCCUAUCAUUGAACCUCCAAAGAAUAUUAUCGCUCUCGGAUACUCGAGUAUUCUCAACUAUCUCCGGUCUGAAUGGAAUAAAUUGCAUCCGAAUGAGCCCGUGACGUCUAUAAAACAGAAAAUUGAACCAAAGGCAUCAACGAUCUUGUGUUAUCGGUCUCCGCGUGAGAAGCGAUGGAAAUUAUCAAAAGUUCCGCGACGAGUAUCGAAAAGUACGAAUGAUAUUGGCGAUUCGUUCAAAGGAUCUACGAUCAGGAAAAGAAGUAAAGCUUACAAGCCUAGCAACAGAUGCGAAGGUAAAGGUACUAAUAUUGCCAUGGAACAACGGCUGCAAUGGAUUUCUAAAGUGAGAGAUUUGCUAAGCGCACAAUCAACAACAAUUCAAAAAAUUAAGGAUAUAGAUACUAUAAAAGAAUGGAGACGUGACAAACGAAGUUUCAAUAAAAGCAUGGAGAAAAUAUCGAGACGAAAUGAAGAUGAUAUUCCAUUUGCAAUCGAUAUUGAAGAUUACCCUGCAAUACGAAAACGUUCACAAAAAGUGGAAGAUUAUGCAGAUAAUCAGAAACAGGAAAGAUUAAAAUCAGUAAAUAUAAAUCAGAAGAUUCAAGAAUUAUCAGGAUUCCUGAAAACACUUGAAAUUACAAAAUCUUUCGAAAUAUUGACGCCAAAAUCUAAACAAAAAUAUCUUCAAACUGAAAUUGAAAAGCUCUCGCAUUUUCAAAAGGAAGUAAAUAAUCUAAAAAGAUAUAAUGAAAUUAUAUCAGCUCCAAUAAAUUCUUCAAAUAAUUCAUUUUAAUGUUUUUUUUUAUUUGAUUUUAUUUUUUGUCAAGAUUUUAAAAUUAGGAAAAACUCGAUAUCAGUCUCUUGAAGUAUUUAUUUAAAUAAAACUUAUGUGUAUUACAAUAUUAAUUUCAUGCAGAGUUUUCAUAACAUAUGUCAAGAUAAUCGGAAAGGAAAUAUUUUUCAUGCAUAGUAAAAAAAAUUAACAAUUAAAAUUCUAUAGAUAUAUCAGAUACAUAUCAAAUAUUGUUAGAUAUGUACAGAAAGUAAAUAAUCAAUGAUAAAAUGAGAUAAAGUUAGGAAAGAUAGAUUUUUCUAAGAUAUGUGUAAGAGUUGUUAAAAUAAUUUCGUUAAAAAAAUGUCCUUUCCAGUUUUCUUGCCAGUGCAUUCGAUUCUUGUUUUUACUUCAUCAUCGGAUAUUUUCAGUAUAAAAAUUCUAAAAGCAAUUACUACCAAAAUACAAAAAGUAAAAUCUAGCAUAUAAAUCUGUGCAACCACGAACAUUGAUUUUCCUUUUGUACAUGGCACUCAAUGAAGCUUUGUAGUAAGGAGGUACUACACAGAAUUCUCAUAGAAAACUAUUUUAAAUACCAUAGUAAGUUACUGUAUUACUAUGUAUCAGUAUCGAGAUAUACAAUAUAGAUAUAAGGCAAA
Solenopsis invicta (red fire ant) is the source of this 2716-nucleotide messenger RNA. Its product is annotated as leucine-rich repeat-containing protein 27. The record is from RefSeq and is a predicted model, not a curated record. The transcript is spliced from 12 exons. Bases 387 to 2078 code for a protein of 563 amino acids. Gene Ontology annotation, molecular function: protein binding. Lineage: Eukaryota; Metazoa; Arthropoda; Insecta; Hymenoptera; Formicidae.